UUUCAACUUCGAUUCUCAGAUUUCAUUUGAGAGAGAAAUUAACCACCAUGGCUGAUCCAGCAACUAUAAUCAGUGGUUUGCUUUCAAAUUUGGUACCUCUGAUUAAGGAUGAAUUCAAGUUGAUUUAUGGUUUUGAUAAGGAGGUUGAAAAACUAUUGGGCACGCUAACUGCAAUUAAUGCCGCACUUGAGGAUGCUGAGAUAAAGAAUGUGUGGAAGAAGGACAUACAAACCGAAGAUUGGUUGCGGAAACUAAAACAUGUGGCAUAUGAGGUUCGAGACAUCAUGGAUGAUUGCAGCUUUGAAGAUCUUCGUCUUCAAGUCAAAAGGCUUAAUGCCAUAUCUUCAACAAGAAUCCAGGUAACCAACUUUAUCACCCAUCCUUUUAGCAACACUUGGUCUCGUCGUGAAAUUGGUUACAAAAUUAAGGAUGUUCAAGAGAAACUAGAACAGAUUUAUUCACGGCGCAAAAAUUUACAAUUGCGUGACCCUAUUCAUGACUCGAAAAUAAUAGACAAGUUUACUAGUAGUUGGCGUGAAACCAUGUCUCUUUCUAGUAAUCCAAUAUAUGGGAGAGAUGAGGAGAAGCAAAAGAUUAUUGAUAUUCUACUCAAUAAUAAUACAUCUAGUGCUUGUGUUGCUAAAGAACUAUCAGUUCUGCCCAUUGUUGGAAUUGGGGGUCUAGGUAAAACAACACUUGCCCAAAUGGUCUUCAACGACGAUCAGGUUUCUCAGCAUUUUGAUACCAAAAUUUGGGUCUGUGUUUCUGAUGAAUUUGAUAUUAAGUUGGUGAUCAAAGCUAUCAUGGCAGAAAAGGAAGAAUAUCGCUUAGAAGAAUUGCAGAUAAAAGUUAGAGACAAAUUGAAAGGGAAAAGAUAUUUGAUUGUAUUGGAUGAUGUUUGGAAUGAAAACAAAGAUGCAUGGAAUCAGUUGAGAUCUAUAUUAGAUUGUGGAUCACAUGGUGCGUUCGUCCUUACUACGACACGUAAAAAAAAUGUGGCGGAAAUCAUGAAAACGAUUAAACAUUUUGAGUUACUGCCACUCACUUACGAAUAUUGUUGGCUACUAUUCAAAGAACGUGCAUUUGAGUAUGGAAAACUAAAAGAUCCAAACUUCAUUAAUAUUGGUGAACAAAUAACUAGAAGAUGUAAUGGUGUUCCUUUAGUUGCCAAGACAUUGGGAAGUCAUUUGGGAUUUUAUGACGACGAAAAAGAAUGGCAUAGAAUAAGAGAUAGUGAGAUAUGGGAGAUAUCCGAAAAUGAAAAAGAUCUCUUGCCUAUUCUAAGGUUGAGUUACUAUGAUCUCCCUUAUCAUUUGAGAAGAUGUUUUGUGUUUUGUGCUAUAUUUCCCAAGAAUACUGUAAUAAAAAAGGAGAGAUUAAUCCAAUUGUGGAUGGCUCAUGGUUUAAUUCCUCCAGUUAAAAAGCAAGAAGUUGAAGAUGUUGGGAAUACAAUUUGGAAGGAGUUAUGUUGGAGAUCCUUUUUUCAAGAUGAAAAAGAGAACAAAUAUUUGGAUGAAACAAUUUAUACAACAUGUAUGAUGCACGAUCUUAUGCACGAUCUUUCGCAAUCUGUUAUGAAAGAUGAAUGUUAUACGAUCGAUUCUAAGAGGUCAAGUGAUAGUUUAGGACGUGAAAUUCGUCAUGUAACAGUAAUGGUUGAUCAAUUAGACCAAACAUCAGUCAAAACAUUAGUUUGUUCUCUUAAAGAAAUUGGAGGGUUGCAUUCAAUAAUCCUCUUUGGCACAAAAUAUCUGCAUGACAUAAAAUAUGAUGGAAAUGUCUCAAAGGAGAUUUUGAGUGUCUUGAAGGAACUCCUUCCUUUACGUGUCCUUGAUGUAAGAUGUCAGGUGCAAUAUCAAGAUUUGAGUCAUCUUAGACGUCUAAAACAUCUUAGAUACUUAAACAUUUCUGAUAGUAAGAUAACAACCUUGCCUAAUAGUAUUUUUGAUCUCUUGAACUUACAGACUCUGAAACUCAAUAAUUGUUCGGAGCUUAAAAGUUUGCCUAGAAAUAUAAGGAACCUUAUUAAUCUGAGGCAUCUUUAUUUGGAAAGUUGUGAUGGAUUAAAAUAUAUGCCUAGAGGGAUGAGGCAAUUGAAACAUCUGAAGACGUUAAGCUUGUUAGUGAUAGGCAAGAAGGGGAGAGAUUGUCAACUAGAUGAAAUAAAAGAAUUGGAUAUCGGUGGAUCAUUAAAAAUUAAGAAUCUUGGAAGAGUUAGUGAUGCAUCUAUUGCUAGAGGAAUAAAUAUGGCUAAAAAGUCGAGUAUCACUAACUUGGAGUUGGAUUGGGGUUAUACAUAUGAUGAUGGUGAUGCUGAUGGACAUGAGAAAAUAAGUAAAGCUCUAGAGAUUUCAACUGUGAGGCUGAAGAUAUUGAAAAUGAUUGGUUACAAAGGUGAGAAUCCCCCUAAAUGGGUGGGAAAGUCAUCUCCUUCUGUAACACGCCUUGAGCAAAUGGACAAUGUGGAUACUAUUGGUAGUAGAAGCGAUGAUAGUGAAAUGAUAAUACUAUUCCCUUUGUUAAAGGAAUUGGAUAUUUCUGACAUGGAGAAUUUGAGGAAAUUGGUGUCUCCUACUAUUCCUAGUCCCGGAGCAUUCCCUAAUCUAUGUUCGUUGAAGAUAUAUAAUUGCCCAAAGCUAGGGGCCUUGCCACCGCAUCUCAAAGAACUCAAAGAUGUAAGUGUUUCAGGUGAAUGUUCGGAUGAGUUGUUAUAUAGCAUCUCAAAUCUUAGUGGUCUCACUCAUCUCUUUCUUGGGUAUAUGAAGGAAAGAAGUGUUUUAUUUGGAGCUGGUAAGGCAUUAAUGUUUGAUGAUGAAAUACAACGCUCAAUUUUCCAAUCUCUUCAAAUUCUGCGUAUCUGGUCGUGCAGCAAGUUAAGGGGUUUGUUUGAUGAGGGAAUGAUAAUGGAAGACGAGACAUUGAUAAAGAUUAGUGGCAGCCAGAACCAACAAAACCAUCAUCUUCAAGCUAGACAAACAGAAAGAACAAAAGCUGUCACCAACCUCACGGAAUUGGAAAUUUUGAACUGCCCUGAGUUGAUGAUGUCAGUUGAGGAAUUUGGAAACCUCAAUAUUAAUAAUAAUUCACUACAGAGAUUGAAUAUCAGGGGUUGUCCUAAGUUGGUGUCUUCAGAAGAAGCGGAUGAUUUUAUGGCACUCCUAAGUUCCCUUCGAGCAAAACUUGAUCGUAUGAAUUUCCAUGUAGAUAGCAGAGCAUAA
Impatiens glandulifera is the source of this 3218-nucleotide messenger RNA. Its product is annotated as putative disease resistance protein RGA3. NCBI's taxonomy places the organism in Eukaryota, Viridiplantae, Streptophyta, Magnoliopsida, Ericales, Balsaminaceae. The record is from RefSeq and is a predicted model, not a curated record. Gene Ontology annotation, biological process: defense response to other organism. The transcript has a single exon. Gene Ontology annotation, molecular function: ADP binding. The coding region runs from base 48 to 3218 and encodes 1056 amino acids.